AUGCCGGCUGUCUGCGAGCCUCAGAUUCGGCAAAAGCACAUUAGGGACGGCAAAACCUUCAGUUACGUCCGUAACAGCAAUUCUGAGGCCCUUCUGGGUGAGGGCAAGCAGUAUGACUUUCACAUCAAAAAUCCUGCAACUACUACCCCCAAGCACGCCCGCAAGCGUGCUGCCGCCCUUGCUGCGCUUGUUGCUGGAGAGGAAGAAGAGGAAGAUGAGGAGGCGGAGGAGGAGGAGGAUAAAGAGGAGGAAGAGAAUGCCCGCCGCCGCAAAGGCAAAGCCCCGGCCACCUCUGCCCGCAAGGGGGAAGCUCUCGCCCAGACGCUGCUCCUGGUAGCCGCCGAGUAUGCCGAUGAUGCUGGUUUCCAGGGGUUUGGUGGAGAGGAAGAGGAGGAAGGAAGGGAGGAGGAGAAAAUGAAAAAUGAGUCUGAGCUCUCCUUACUGGAUAAGGAGAUUCUGACUCUUGGCAGGUCAUAA
Messenger RNA from Aspergillus nidulans FGSC A4, 477 nucleotides. RefSeq lists its product as uncharacterized. Lineage: Eukaryota; Fungi; Ascomycota; Eurotiomycetes; Eurotiales; Aspergillaceae. The transcript is spliced from 4 exons. The record is from RefSeq and is a predicted model, not a curated record. Bases 1 to 477 code for a protein of 158 amino acids.